AUGCAGCUCUCAUCCUUCCUUUUUGCCACUCUUGCGUUGGCCAUCUCUAGUGCCUGGGCCAAGCCUGAUGCCUCCGAUGAUGAGCCCACCUGCUUGCGUAUCUGUCGGGAUGACCCUGUUACCUGCCAGGCCGGCUGGAUUUCUACACAAGUUGCCGCCGAAGGCGAGGAGGUAUGUUUUCACUCAAUCUAUAACCUCUACUAG
Penicillium nucicola is the source of this 204-nucleotide messenger RNA. RefSeq lists its product as uncharacterized. NCBI's taxonomy places the organism in Eukaryota, Fungi, Ascomycota, Eurotiomycetes, Eurotiales, Aspergillaceae. The transcript has a single exon. The record is from RefSeq and is a predicted model, not a curated record. The coding region runs from base 1 to 204 and encodes 67 amino acids.